Molecule: messenger RNA, 2937 nt
Organism: Symbiodinium sp. CCMP2592
Lineage: Eukaryota; Dinophyceae; Suessiales; Symbiodiniaceae
Source: the annotation of a GenBank genome assembly
AUGUUUGCUGGCUCACAAUGCUUUCCGACGUUGAUCCUAUAUAUCGCCUGCUGCCCUCCUUCGGACGUCGUACCGCUGCAAGACCUGAUCUUAACCUGCCCAGAGGAAUACUUGGAAUCACGCGGAGAGGAAUGCUGUGGAGCUCCCAAAGACCGCGCAGACUUCAUCCUCCGGGUCCUGACUGCGGUUGGCCCAUCGAAGCUAACAGCUGAGCCAGAGGAGCGCUCCUAUGUCAUCGCUGCCCUGGAAAGGGUGCUCGUGGACUUUGAGCACAAGAGCCUGGAGGGCUGGCGAAGGCUGGCAGUCACCACGGCUACCUCUGCCUGCUUGCAGGCUGAUGCUCUCAAGGAUGAGAUGAAGCAAGCAGCUGAUGAGAAUCGCUUGGUGGCUGACGUUGCGGGAGAGCUCUUGCCCCGCGCCAUGGCGCGGGCGUCUCGGACAAGUCGAGUUCUUGCCAAGGCAGCACUUCGAUUGGAGGCUUUCUCGAACUAUCUUCUUGCCCAAGCCGCUGUCGACUCCGGAAUUACAUUUCCUGAAGUUGAUCAGCAGGAGGUGAGACAUCAGUUUGAUGAUCUCUUGAUGGACUACUACAAAAUGGUGGUGAGGGAGCACGACGAACUUGCCUUUAACAUCAUUCCGUCCUUCCAGGCUUCUUCCGUGAAGCGUGUUGUUCCUGUCCAUUCGAUUUCUCCUGUGUACCUGUUGGUGCUGAAUCUGGGUCAAACUGCGAAGGUCGGCUUCACCACGCUCUGGAGCAUUCUGAGGUUGAGGUCUGUUCCGUUGCACAUCUUCGUUCUGGGCGAUGCAGCAGGCCUCGAGAACUGGCGUGCCACUCUGCAUGAUCUUGAGGCAUCUGGCAAGAUGCGGAGCCUCAACCUCAUUGAAUUGGAGUACGUGGACUUCACGACGAACGUGAAUUUCCAGCUUUUCAUGAGUCAGUAUCCAUCCGACUGUGACGUGAACAAGAUCGGUGAGGCCUUGUUGGCUCGCUUCAUCUGCCAUGAGCUUCUGCCGGCUCACGUGGACCGCGUCAUUGCCAUGGAUCUGGGUGAUGUCCUCGUGUUGGACGACAUUGCAGACCUUUGGGCGCAGUUCGACACGUUUGAGAAGCACCAUGUCUUCGCAGCUGCGCAUAUUUCUGCCCUGAGCCAUGUCAACGGAGGUCUGGCCUUGUACGACUUGUCCAGGAUGCGCGCUCGUAACUGGACAUCGCUCGCACUCAGCGCGGCAAGAGAAGGACUUGGAAGGAGCGGCGACUGCAUCCAUGACCAAUCAUUGAUGAACACGCUCCACCUGCACAGUCCUGGUGAGCCAAGCCCCAUGCAAACGCUGCCUUGUCGCUGGAUGCUGGUCCCGGCAACCGAGUGGGGGAUGUUUUGGAACAGUCCAGAGCUGGUUCUUCCUGAGGUGCGCGAGCGUCGACGAUAUCCCGGGAUGGUCGGCGCUGGCCACUUCGAGGUCUACUGUCCAGAUCCCGUGGACCUCCUGAGCGGAUGGUCCUUCCUGCUGUCAACCGGGAACACACGGCAACGGCUUCGCACGAUGUCAUUGCUGAAGGGCAAUCAGCGGAUGACUCAGUGCACGAAGGAGGGGACUGCGGGCUUCGUUCAUCCGCGAGAUGUGCACCCUUCCCGGUGUUGUCGAUGCGGCGAAAGAGCUUCGUUGGUGCACAUCCCCGGAGAUAUGAAGCAAUGGUCCUUUGUCGACACCCUCUUUCGCUACCACUCGCCUUUCAACGACUGGGAAGAAAAGGAGCUGCAAGAGACACUCACGCGCCAACUCUGGCAGAAGGAGUCUCGCUUCGCUGAACAAAGUCGUCAUGUACAAGGGGCAGCGGGCCAAAUGGUAGAGCUGUACGGUGGCGAGGUUUGCUUCAGGAGGGACGUCAGCAUGUGCUGCAGUGCGCGAAACGAGCUGCGGGAGGGCCACAAGGUCUUGUACAAGACCCUGAACAUGAAGCCACUGCCUCCGCCUUUCCACCUCGAGGUGGAAACGACCGCCAAAUCCGAUGCUCAUCUGCUCAUGGGUCAAGGGCCCUUGAACUCCCUCGAGAUCGUGGCCGGGGCACACGGCGGCACCUGGUCCGCUGCUCGGUGGGUAUCUGAGGGAAGCUUUGUUGCGCUGACAGCCUUCGACGGCUCUCCGCAGCAGGACAACGGAGACAAAGGCGGCGCGGCGAAGUACAGCGUGCAGUUGGAAGAGGACGGAAGACUGCUGGUUCGUCACGGAUCAUCUGAGUGGGGUUUCUACCUUCCAGAGAAGUAUUUAAGCGAGCUCAGGCAGCAUCCUGUUGGCAUUUAUGUGGGCGUUCCUGGUGACUUGAGCGCAACAUGGAACCUGUGUCGGAAGUCCUUAGCUGAAAAGGCUUUUGCCUGCCUUGACAAUGCCAGCCGAGCCUUGACGAAACCGGGCCUUGACGUGCUCAUGGCUCGAGCGAAGUGUUCCAGUUUGAGUGAAGCUCGAAAAGAGCUCGGUUGUCGCGCUCCUUUCGAUGCCGAUUUAGUCGCAGGUUCUCAAAGCAUGGACUUAUUGAACGCGAGCGCGGCUAUCUCUGUCCUUGUGCGCUGUCUCCUCCUCUUCGUCCUCACAGCCGCGGCUGCUGUUUGUGGAUGCGCAGUGAUGGCAGACCUGAACACGCUGUGUUACGGAAACGAAGCACAUCGGCUUGCUAGCGAAUUCCUUGCUGUGGUUCCUCGACAAGUGACAAGCCUCGCCAUCCUCGUUUUGCCACCACUGUGUUGUUGGCUUUGUGUGAAGGGCGCGGGUGGAAGUCGCUUAACGACGGGCUGUGGCGGCGCGCUAGCAGCUGGAAUGCUCAUAGGCGUCUUGGCAGGCCCACUUCCAGGCCCUUAUGCCUUUUUCCAGGAUGUCGACGUGCGUGAUGAGAUGACGCACUCAUCUGUCCAGAGGGCCAUCUCUGGACGGACAGAUCUUUGA